Colossoma macropomum (tambaqui) is the source of this 1748-nucleotide messenger RNA. Its product is annotated as core histone macro-H2A.2. The record is from RefSeq and is a predicted model, not a curated record. Gene Ontology annotation, biological process: nucleosome assembly. The coding region runs from base 178 to 1284 and encodes 368 amino acids. Gene Ontology annotation, cellular component: nucleosome. Lineage: Eukaryota; Metazoa; Chordata; Actinopteri; Characiformes; Serrasalmidae. Gene Ontology annotation, molecular function: structural constituent of chromatin; DNA binding; protein heterodimerization activity. The transcript is spliced from 10 exons.
AUAAAGGGGAAGUGGGAAUUGGCCAGGCUCCCCUUAAAACGGCUCUGGUUGUAGUCUUUCUUUUUUUUCUUUUUUUAAGGAAGAAGAGGGACUCCAGCAUAAGGACGUAGAAUACGGACAAAUAAGAGUAAUUCAUCCAGUCACACUGUGAGCCAAGAGAAGUGCAUCUGAAGCAGGAUGUCGGCCAGAGGAGGGAAGAAGAAGACCACCAAACUGUCCCGCUCAGCUCGGGCGGGGGUCAUUUUUCCUGUUGGGAGAAUGAAGAGGUACUUGCGUACGGGCACCCAUAAGUACCGCAUUGGCAUGGGCGCUCCUGUAUACAUGGCAGCUGUCAUCGAAUACCUGGCAGCUGAAAUUUUGGAGUUGGCUGGUAAUGCAGCACGAGACAACAAGAAAGGCAGAAUUACUCCUCGGCACAUCAAACUAGCAGUGGCUAAUGAUGAGGAGCUCAACCAGCUGCUUAGAGGGGUGACUAUUUCAAAUGGUGGUGUCCUGCCUCGUAUCCAUCCUGAGCUGCUCUCUAAGAAGAGAGGAGGGAGGGUGAAGGUUGACACACAGGUCUCGGUCCCAGAGAAGACGGAGAAACAGGUCAAGAGCAACAAGAGAUCUGGCAAAAAGGGCAGAGGAAAACCAGGUCGCAAACCCAGGAAGAAUACAGAGAAUGACAAAGAGGCAUCCAACUCGACAGUGGAUGAUGGACCAGGAGAGGGAUUUACUGUUCUCUCAGCAAAGAGUUUGUUCCUCGGACAAAAGUUGUCUCUUGCAGAGAGUGAACUCAGCAAAAUUGGAUCCAUCAAAGUGGAGGGAAUUAUUAAUCCCACAAAUGCAGACAUUGAUCUGAAAGAUGGAGUUGGUAAUGCCCUGGAGAAAGCUGGGGGGAAGGAUUUCUUGGAUGCUGUGAAAGAACUGCGGAAAACACAAGGCCCUUUGGAUGUUGCGUCAGUCGCGGUUAGCCAGGCCAGUGGGAUGGCAGCGCGUUUCAUCAUCCACUGCAACAUCCCGCAGUGGGGCUCAGAGAGGUGUGAGGAUCAGCUGGAGAAGACGGUAAAGAACUGCCUCUCUGCUGCAGAGGAGAAGAAGCUUAAAUCCGUGGCCUUCCCAUCUCUGCCAAGUGGAAGAAAUGGUUUCCCAAAGCAAACUGCAGCCCAAGUGAUACUGAAGGCCAUUUCAAACCAUUUUGUUUCAGCAACCACCUCCUCAUUGAAGAACAUUUACUUUGUGCUGUUUGACAGUGAGACCAUUGGGAUAUAUCUGCAGGAAAUGGCCAAGAUGGAUAGCAAGUGAUGACCAUCCAGCAGUUGUGUUGUUCGCAAGUUUCAUAGUCCGGAUGCUAGACUGUCAGUUUUUAUCAGAUAAAUUAUCUGUACCAAAUCAUGAAAAUAAAGUAAACUGACGGGCAUUAGCAUCCAGGCUAUCAGCAGCAGUUGGUUUUCUUGUGGGUAUAAUUGGACUGAAGGUACUGUAGGUAUAGUCAGAAAAGAAAGUGUAUAAACAAGGGUGUUUGUGAGUGAAGUACUGUACGCGUUUAUGUUACACUGUUCUCCUUUAUGACACUCAUUUAAAGUAGAAAUUAAUUUUUGCUGUUUCUGUUUUUAGACUGAUCUUGUUUUUACAUUCCAUGUUGUACAACAACUUUUGACCAUUGUUUUUAGCUAGAUUUCCUGUGUAGUUUCUGAUACAGUUAGUUUACUAAGAAAAAAAGUGUUUCUCAUUCUGAUUUGAAAUAAAACCAGAUGUUUUACACCGUA